Oryzias latipes (Japanese medaka) is the source of this 5094-nucleotide messenger RNA. RefSeq lists its product as uncharacterized. NCBI's taxonomy places the organism in Eukaryota, Metazoa, Chordata, Actinopteri, Beloniformes, Adrianichthyidae. The record is from RefSeq and is a predicted model, not a curated record.
GUGAUCUCUGGAUCCGCAUCUGCCCUCGAGCAUCACGCAGACACGGAGGAGGCGGGAACCUCCAUCUGCCCUGCUCGGUGACCGACCCGUCAUCCGCGGGCUCGGCCGGAUCCUCGCGGCGGCCGCUCCUCUUCUGUCCUGCCGCGGAUGCGGAAGAAAAAAGGAGGAGGGGGGGGGGGGACCGAACGGGACCCGCGCACCGGAGGGUAAAAAGGGCUAAUUUGACAUGGAACGGAUCUCCAGUCUAAAAAUAGGCUAUGCCCCGGACUGCAGCACCACCACCCGCGCCACCUGCCCCCCUUGGUACCGGCAAGUCACGGAGGGAAGGUCAGUGAGAGGCAGCAGCAGCAGCAGCAGAUCCUCUGCAACCUCCUCUCCUCCGUCUCUGCGAUGCUCUCCCCACUUCCAUAUGUUGGAAAACACACUCGUCUUAUUUUAGCAGCACUGCCUUCCUCCUCCUCCUCCUCUUCCUCCUCCUCCUUCUCCUUCUCCCCUGCCCUCCUCUCUUUCUGAGUUUUUUUGUCAAACACGCUGGAAGAUGAAGCGUGGGUCGAGUGUGCUGCAGCCUCCCUCGGAUGCAGCCAAACGCCGCUCACACCCCGCCGGCGCGCACGCCAAGACGCGCACCACCGACGCUGCUCGCGCCCCGAGUGAGAGCGCGCUGGGCACAUGCGCCGCCGGUUCAAGUCCCUUCCCAGCAGCCACCUCUCUGUUCAGCCCUGAUGUCAGCACCAAGAUGGCGUCUGACCUCCUCAUCAGGCUGUCAGAAGCCACCCAGAAAACGUGCCUGUUUCCUGGAAGCGGCGAGGAUCCGGGGCAGCAGGAAGAGCCGGGCGUGGCCUUGUCCCCGGACGGGCCCGGCGCCAGUCCGGAACCGCCGUCCCUCACCCAUACUCCUGACAGCAGCACGGCAGCCGACACGCUGGCGUCGGAUCUGCUCAGGAAGUUGGCAGAGCGGCAGGAGGUCAGCAGCCAUGUGUUACGGGUCAAAGAGGAAGAGGAGCCCAUGGAGAUCGGCACCAUGGCUGAAAACCAACAGAUUAAAGAGGACAUUCCUGAUUCCACGUUAAGGACGGAAUGCCAGCAUCUCUUCACCGUUAAAACCGAGGAGGACGGUCUCCCUGGAAACGGACUGGCUGAUCAGUGCCUCCUUGGAUCUAGAAUGUCAGGUCAGUACCUCCUCGGACUGCAGACGGAGGACAGGCUCUGUGGUGGAAGCUUCCAGACGGGUUCAAAGUCCCAGCUCGAUGUCUCCAAGGCUAACAAGAGUCAUGUACGAAUGAAAGUGGAGGAUUGUAGCGUCUUUGGAGCCAGAAUGGAUUCCCACCUUCCGUCUGGAGCCAGCAUGGAGGAGCAGCUUUCUGUCAAAGCAACAGUUGCAGAGAGGCCUGUAUCAGGUCCAAAGACCGGCAACAAGUUUCUGCAUGGAGCCAAGAUGGCCGCCCAGCUUUUCUCUGUGGCGCCAACGGACGAGCAGCUUCUUUUUGGGGCAAAGAUGGAGGACCAAUGCCUCCGAGCCGUCCUGUGGCAAGACAUGUCGGUGAACCUGGCCUCCACCCUGCUGCACCAGCUCUCAGAGAGAGUCGGUAAGUCCAGCAGCCAGCAGGUGGGGAGGAUGACUCCGCCUACUAGAAACAGUGCCGCUCUGAAGGUGACCAUGGAGCACUUCUACCCUCUCAAACCUUUGACUUCCAAGGACACUCCACCUGAAACCCGGACCAGGCCCAGCAGAGAUCCAACCAUGGGCUGCUCUUACUUCUUCAGGUGUCACAUGUGUGGCUUUGAAACAGAGGACCACGCCCUUUUCCAGAGUCACCUGACAGAGCAUCGCCAGUGGGAGCAGAGCUGCUUCUCGCUGCACUGCUGCGUCUGCGGCCACUCCACCAAUCAGGAGGCAGAGAUGAGGGGUCACAUGGAAACGCACCUACAGGGAGACGCAGGGGACGCCCGAUCCGGUGUUGCCCUUCCCGCCCCCUCCAGCAGUGCCCUGGCAGUUGCCGUGGCAACCCAGGCGGAAAAGACCAGCUCAGAACAUUGCUGCCGCAUCUGCCAGAGGUCGUUUCCAGGGCAACAGGAGCUGCAGGUUCACUUCCAGGGUCAUCGUCAAGGCAACCAGUACCGGUGCGACCGCUGCGGUCACCUGACACGGACAGCCAACAAGCUGGUGGAGCACGUGCGCGUGCACACGGGGGAGCGCCCCUUCACCUGCCAGCUGUGCCCCUACAGCGCCAAGCGGCGGGACAGUCUGCGGCUGCACUGCAAGGUGAAGCAUGGCAUGCACGGGAACGCCGCCGACGCGCCCGGCGACGUGCACACUCACCGCUCCUACGCACACACAGACAGCCAGCGCUCCAACAAACACGUGCAGCGGCUGCACACGCCGUCCAGCGCACACACUGCCUCCUCCUCCUCCUCUUCCUCUCCUCUGCAGCCGGCGCUCUCUGACCGCACAGGAUGGAGGGAUUUAUCUCCUCUCCUCCCCAUCACCACCCUCAUCUCCCUGAAAGCUCGCUCUCCUUCAUCCUCCUCCUCCUCGUUCUCCAGCAAACACUCCUUCCUCAGUUACCUCGGCCUGACAGCUUCGUCAUGAACGCUGCUCCUCUUCCUCUCCAUCCGUCCUCGGGACAGUGAGAGGGAUGGAAGGGCUUGAUCUGCUGCCAAAAAGCUCCGAAGAGGUCAAAGACCAGCAGGUCUGCUGCAAUGAGCUGCAGGUCAUCUGCAGGUCAUCAGCAGAUCAUCUAGAGGUCAUCUAGAGGUCGUCUGCAGGUCAUCUAGAGGUCAUCUGUUCCAAAAGGAGCUUUUUCUCUUCAUUCACCGUUUCCUACGCUCUCCCUGCCGUCCGCUUUAGUUCCACCCACAUCUCUGACCACACGUUUUCCGCCUUUCCUUCGUCCGGCACUGAGAAAAGACCGAAAAGCUUCACAGGGAAGACAGUUUGGGCCAAAGGAGGUCAGUGACUUUAGAACCUCCUUCAGAAGGAGAGGUCCUCCUGGAGGAGGGGGCGGGGCCUGCACCUCCCUUCAGAAGCUUCAUCUUUCAGCCUCAUCGGAGGAAGAGGCUCACAGUUUCUGACUGAAGACUCUCCAGCGCUUCAACAUCAGUUCAGAAACUGAUGCUAGAAACCUCUAGCUUUAAUCAGAGCCUUUUCAAAAUAAGAGCACCUCUCAGGUUCAUGUUUGCAGAAAAAACAACAUUUUAUUUCCACUGCAAUUACUUUAAUUCAUUUCUGAGGAAGGUUAAUAUUCAACCAUUGAUUCCAAGUCAACAAAAGUGAUGAUUUGAUCUCAUGAAGACUUUUAAAGAGCCUUAUGCAUGUUUUGAAUUAAAAUCUUAGCUUAGUUUGUGAAAUGAAUGUGAUAAAAGAAUCAAAAGAAAUCAAAUUGUUUGAUUUGCAAAGAAUGUAUUUGUAUAAUGAAACAGUAAAAAAGGAUUUGAUUCAAUAAGUUAUUUAAAAACCAAACAAUUUGAUUCUUUUUUUACUCAAUGAGGAUCAAACUCAAUUCACAGAAUCUGUAACGAACAGCUUUAAAUGUUCAUAAAAGCUUUCGUCUUUAGGUUAAAGUCUCGCUAAACUCGAAAGAAAUGCGUUUUAUAAAUGCUGCUGCCUGAGCUGUUCAGAAAAACCUCAACAGAAACGACAAAUGCAGACUAAAACAACCUGAAGAGGAAGUUAAAUGACAUUUACUGACAUCAGUUCACUGCUGACGACAACAGGAAACAGACCAUAUUUGGUCAUACAUUCCUCUGCUCCUGUUUGUUAGUUAUCAUAUUUGUACUAAAAUACAUUUUACUGUGGAGCUUCAAAGAGCUCAUGCUAGCUUACGUCAGCAUAGAGAGCUGCAAACCUUUUUGUUUGCAUCCAGCAGGGAAGCCCCGCCCACAUGGAAGCCCCGCCCACUGAAGGAAACACCUGAUGUAUAAAAACACAAUUAUCUGCGGGACGACUCACUUUAAGGGAUUUAGUCUUCGUUAACACUCGAUCAAAGUCUGAAAACGACUUUAAAUUAAAAGUUAUGAAUUUAUUUAGUCAAAUGUGAACUUGAGAGUUGCUCUUGAUGUUACUUUAGUUUCACUUCUCUCUUCAAUCAUCAGCUGCUUCUUCAUAAUUUAAGGUUUUUUUUGGAUGGCAUUUGUGUUGUGUAUUACUAAACAAUGUAUUUGUGUUUACAUAAUGACACAGACCUCCUAUAGGAGGCUCAAGUGUGUUAAAGUUGCACUACAAUGUAGUUUUCCUGACAAAAACUGGAACCACUUUAAGCCAUUUUUGUACCACUGAGGGAGAAUCUGAAACUUGGGUUCCUUUGGUCCAGAUUAACCAGAUUAUGCCAUCUAACAUCUCUGUGUUGAACGCACCUAAUCCACGUCAAAGGCGUGGAUUAACUAACAUGUUAUCAAUAUGUAUUUAAUCAUAGUAUAAGACUUAAACUAGAGGACUUGUGCAUUUUUGCAUGUUUUUUCUGUGAAUUUAGAGGAAAAAAAGCAAAAACUCUGUUACUUUCACACAAACGUGGAGCAGGAACUUGAAAGAAAUCAAUCAUUUAUUUAAAAAAAAAAAAAAGGGCACUGGACACAAAGAAGAGAAGCUACAGUUAGUGAUCAUGGGGAGCUUUAUUUACAGGUUUUUAAGGGAAAUGUAAAUAACAGGAGAAUGGGACGACUUGCUCUUUCCUUAAAUCACUUUAAACCGGAGUGUGGGAACAUUUUCAGAUAGUUUGUCUCAUUUAAGGUAAAAAAAAGAGGAAUAAUUACACUUUUUAUCCAGGCAACACAGAUUAAGAGAAGAAAUUUCAACUUUCAACUGUGGCCUGGCAAAAGUAAAGACUAAAUAAAUAAAACUGAAGUAUUCUGGUUGUAAAACAGCCAAAAAUUGUGAAAUAAUUGGUGAGAAUUGAUGAAGUUUGUCAGCUGAGCUAAAUGAUGCAAAAGCAUCGAAGCAGAGAACGUUCUACAGUCUUCUACAAUCUCUGAAUUCAGUCCGUGAAAAAAACAAUCGUCUUUAUUUGUUCCUCUGUGUUCCAUCGGCUGCAGAAUUUCUAGGAUAGAUCUAAGGAAAGCUACGGAGCCCCUAAAGGGCCAUUGAUAAAAAAAAAAAAA